AUCUACACUGAUCAUCAGGCACUGAUGAUCAGUGUAGCCCCAGCAGUGCCACCUGUCAGUGCUCAUCAAUGCCACAUAUCAGUGCCCAUCUGAGCUGCAGUGCCAGUCAGUGCCACCUUUCAGUGCUGCCAAUCAGUUCCGCCUAUCAGUGCCAGCCGUCAGUGCCACCUAUCAGUGCCAGUCAGUGCCGCCUAUCAGUGCUAUAUAUGAGUGCUGCCUUUCAGUGCCCAUCAGUGAUGCCUGUCAAUGCCCAUCAAUGCCAGCUACCAGUGCCUCCUCAUCAGUGCCACCUAUCAGUGCCUGUCAGUGCCCAUCACUGAAGCCUCAUUAGCGCACAUCAGUGUAGGAGAAAAAUCACUUAUUUACAAAAUUGUAUAA
Messenger RNA from Staurois parvus, 378 nucleotides. The record is from the annotation of a GenBank genome assembly. Lineage: Eukaryota; Metazoa; Chordata; Amphibia; Anura; Ranidae.